GCUAUAUAAGCAAUCAUCAGGCAGAUUGUUCAACAUCAGCCCUGCAGACCUUCAUCCAGCCUCCAGGAAUCAUACCAUCUCUUCAGCAGCCAUGAGUCCACUGCUCGUCCUGCUGGGAGCCACGCUCUGCGCCCUGACGAUGUCUAGUGAAGUAGUGCCUCAGGCAGACUUCAACUUACAGGGGAUAGCAGGGAAGUGGUACCUUAUCGGAUUUGCAACCAACGCCCAGUGGUUCGUGAAACGCAAAGCUACAAUGAAAAUGGGCACUGCCAUGCUAAACCCAACUGCAGAGGGAGACUUGGAUAUUUCAUACGCCAGUCUCAGCUCUGAUGGUUCUUGCUGGAGAAAGAACAGCCUGGCCAAGAAGACAGACACGCCUGGGAGGUUUACAUACACUUGUCAGCGUUGGGGGAGUGAGAACGACAUGCGUGUGGUGGAUGUCAACUAUGAACAGUAUGCACUGAUCUACACCACAAAAAAGAAGGCUGGAGAGCUCACCACUGUCACCAAACUUUACGGCCGUGAAGAGGAAGUUGGAGCUGAGGUGAUGGAGAAAUUCAGACAGAUGUCCUUGGAGGCCGGCGCUCUGCCUGAAAACAUUGUUUUCCUUCCUAAACAACCUGAGUGCCCAGCUGCCUAAUUUUCCUUCUCCGCUCAUCAUGUCAGAGAUGCAAGCUGCAGAUCGUCAGCAUUACUGUGGAAAGAUUCAUCCAGCAUAUCUACUUGCAUAAAAAUCUUCAACCACUCUGCUUUUCCAUUUACCUUUGCACAAACUUUGAACUCUGCUGGCAAAA
Messenger RNA from Cyprinodon variegatus (sheepshead minnow), 794 nucleotides. Its product is annotated as lipocalin-like. The transcript is spliced from 6 exons. The coding region runs from base 92 to 640 and encodes 182 amino acids. NCBI's taxonomy places the organism in Eukaryota, Metazoa, Chordata, Actinopteri, Cyprinodontiformes, Cyprinodontidae. The record is from RefSeq and is a predicted model, not a curated record. Gene Ontology annotation, molecular function: small molecule binding.